GACCCUGUGCUAUAGAAGAUGCACUACUACCGAUAUUCUAAUGCAGAAGUCAGCUGUUGGUACAAAUACCUGCUCUUCAGCUACAAUAUUGUCUUCUGGCUAGCUGGAGUGGCCUUCCUUGCAGCUGGUCUGUGGGCAUGGAGUGAAAAGGGUGUAUUGUCUGAUCUGACAAAGGUGACUGGUCUUCAUGGUCUGGAUCCAGUGGUGCUUGUCUUAGUCGUGGGAAUAGUGAUGUUUACUCUGGGAUUUGCUGGCUGUGUAGGAGCACUGAGAGAAAAUAUUUGCCUUCUGAAGUUUUUCUGUGCAGCUAUUGUGUUUAUAUUCCUGCUGGAGCUGACAGCAGCAGUUCUGGCUUUCCUGUUCCAGGAUUGGGUGAGGGACAGGGUCAAGGAAUUCUUUGAGAAUAACAUUAAAUCCUACCGAGAUGAUAUUGACCUCCAGAACCUUAUUGAUUCACUACAGAAAAUCAACCAUUGCUGUGGUGCCCAAGGUCCAGAUGACUGGGACUUCAACAUAUACUUUAACUGCAGCAGUGAAAGCAAAAGUCGUGAGAAGUGCGGCGUCCCUUUUUCCUGUUGUAUACCUGAUCCUGCUCAAAAAGUUGUGAAUACACAGUGUGGCUAUGAUGUCAGAAAGAAGAGCAAGAGUCAAUGGGAUGAUCAGAUUUUUGUCAAAGGUUGUAUUGUUGCUCUUGAAGCUUGGUUACCCCGAAAUAUCUACAUUGUUGCAGGUGUCUUCAUAGCUAUCUCAUUGCUCCAGAUUUUUGGGAUUUUCCUAGCCAGGACAUUGAUUUCUGAUAUUGAAGCUGUAAAGGCGGGUAAUGCCUUCUGAAUAUAAAAGCAGACACGUGUUGCAAAAAUAUGUUUUACCUGUAGUGAUUGGACACCAAGGUGGAAGAAACGCACAGACCGUGAAGGACUCCUGUUAUUAAAAACCUUAUGUGGAUUUUACCUGCUCAUGCUUUUUGUUAGAAGCUGGUACAAAAAAUAAUCCAAGCACACACCCACUCACCUUUUUUCUGCCUUUUUUUCUAAUGAGAUAACUUAGUGCACCGGUGUUAUCUCUGGGAGCAAAAUGGAAUUUCACAAUAUAUUGGCGGAAC
Molecule: messenger RNA, 1102 nt
Organism: Merops nubicus (carmine bee-eater)
Lineage: Eukaryota; Metazoa; Chordata; Aves; Coraciiformes; Meropidae
Gene: TSPAN14
Product: tetraspanin 14
Exons: 8
Coding region: 19-831 (270 amino acids)
Biological process (GO): protein maturation; regulation of vascular endothelial growth factor signaling pathway; protein localization to plasma membrane
Cellular component (GO): membrane
Source: RefSeq, a predicted model, not a curated record